AUCAAAGACAAAAUGCGCAUUAGCAGAUUGGCUUGCUCCGUUUGCAUUGAGAGAUGAGGUCUCUGUUAGGGAUGGGCAGAUGCACACCAAGGAUAUGAUAGAUAGAGCAGACGUAUCCUUGUCAGUCAAAAAUGCCGAAUAAUUCUGUCCACAAGGCGUAUCGAUUCUUUUCUUCUUGUCCCCUGCUGCAAGACAGGGAAAAAAAAGAAGCGUUUGUUGAGGCCGGACACAAGGCUGCUCAUCCCGCGGAGCUUACUCCGUAAAACGAGCGAAUUCAUCAGAGAUGUGAACAAGGGGAAACCAUGCUGAUUCGCGCGAGAACACGCUGCAGGGAUAUAUAUUAUUUCCUCUGCUUCCAGGGAGGAGAAGCGUGAAAUGGACCAGUUCCAGCGCAAAAUCAGAGACUCGGAGCGGGCAGAAGGAGAUAUACGCCGUAAGCCUGGGCACGGCAGCUCCGCAAAUGGGGAUUUCCAGCGACUUGGCCUGCUGGGAAAUGAAAAUGAAAAUGAAAGACCUGAAGUGAAGAAGAUGAGCCCUGUCUGAGCAGCACGAGUUACCAUGUCUUCUUCAAACCGCAGUUCGCUGCACCAGGACGCCGACGGCCUGAAGCGCCUUUCCAAAGUCUCCUCCGACGCACGUCAGGUCGAAGAGGCAAUCUCUAACCCGGGCGCCGUCAAGAUCAACGUCCAGGGCGCUUUCAUCGUCGACGACGAAUCGCAGUCAAGGAGCCCCGUGGAAGGAGAGGGCGUUGUUCGCCGCGAGAGUCAGGAUAUCCGUCUUCCUCAUCAUACUGGCGUCGUCAGCCAUGUCGCCGUAGAUAUCGGUGGUUCCCUUGCGAAGCUAGUCUAUUUUACACGCGAGCUUGACUCCGCUGACAACGGUGGUCGCCUGAACUUUACGAGUUUUGAAACCCAUCGUAUAGACCUUUGCAUCGACUUCAUCCGCCAGCUGAAGGAACAGCACGAACGUCUCAAUGGCUCCGAACCAGACGAACUGUGCGUUAUGGCCACCGGUGGAGGUGCCUAUAAAUAUUAUGACAAGCUGAAGAAAGCACUCAACGUUGACAUUCUACGGGAGGACGAGAUGGCAUGCUUGAUUACUGGUCUUGACUUCUUCAUCAACGAGAUCCCGAACGAGGUAUUUACGUAUAGUGAAUCGGAACCCAUGCAGUUCGCUGAAACCCGGCCCGAAGUCUAUCCGUAUCUCUUGGUCAACAUUGGUUCGGGCGUGUCAAUGAUCAAGGUGUCGGGACCCAGGCAAUUCGAACGCGUCGGUGGAACCCAUCUGGGUGGUGGCACGUUCUGGGGCAUCAUGUCUUUACUGACCGGUGCCCGGAGUUUCGAUGAAAUGCUGGCCAUGGCUGAUCGCGGAGACAAUAGCGGGGUUGAUAUGCUUGUCGGGGAUAUCUACGGCAUGGACUACAGCAAAAUUGGACUGAAGUCCACGGCCAUCGCCAGUACGUUUGGCAAAGUCUUUCGUAUGAAGAACGCGGCAGAGAAACACGCAGAAGAUGGGGAGGGGCUGUAUACCGAAUUAGACCAACACGAUGGCGAGACAGUCUUCCGCCCGGAGGAUAUGAGCCGGAGCCUAUUGUACGCCAUAAGUAAUAACAUCGGGCAAAUCGCAUAUUUGCAAUCCGAGAAACACAAAGUGACUCACAUAUACUUCGGCGGCUCCUUUAUUCGCGGCCAUCUGCAGACGAUGAACACUCUUUCCUACGCUAUUCGAUUCUGGUCCAAAGGCGAGAAACAGGCUUACUUCUUACGACAUGAAGGCUACCUCGGCGCCGUCGGUGCAUUCCUGCGAAGACAGCCCGUCAACUGGGGUCGUCGAAACAGCCUUGACGACUCGAUCUUGAAACGGUGACUUACAGAAGCAGUAUCGAAACGCGUAAUGGUUGAAGUUCCCGAGAAGCAGCCUUGCCCUUGGGUGUCGACGAGUUCGAUGUUUUGGACCGUAGCCGGUAUAUGCUUUCGUUUCCCGACAUACACUGUAAUCUACAUAUUAGCGAUAUACUUACUGUACAUACAUUGGUUAGGACAAUACAGGACUAGUCUCAAUUAUUCUAUUAACG
Monascus purpureus is the source of this 2074-nucleotide messenger RNA. NCBI's taxonomy places the organism in Eukaryota, Fungi, Ascomycota, Eurotiomycetes, Eurotiales, Aspergillaceae. The record is from the annotation of a GenBank genome assembly.